This is a messenger RNA of Symbiodinium sp. CCMP2592, 41571 nucleotides long. NCBI's taxonomy places the organism in Eukaryota, Dinophyceae, Suessiales, Symbiodiniaceae. The record is from the annotation of a GenBank genome assembly.
AUGAAUGUCAGCGGCAAGAAAGGCCAGCGGAAGACUGUGCUGUUGUUCUGCUUCUCAUGGUUGCUGAUGCAGUCAUCUUUUUCACCAGGCGAGCUUUCUUGUGGAGACGACGCCUUCGGCAUCGUCUGGGGUUGCCUGAAGACAUAUGUAUCCGCCUUAGUUGUUGCAGUGCUGCCGGAAGCGGCCUUGAACAUCACUGACUGUGAGGCCAAGACCCCAUGGCAGCUGCUGGUGCCUCGGCCCAGUGCCUGGUCACCGGCAGCAGCGGCUGCGUUGCCAACGGUCUACACCACAGUUGACGUGGCUUUUGCAGAGUUGGCGAAGCUGAAGAAGGGGGAGAAGGCAACCGCACUCUUGAAGCACCCACAGCCGUCUUACAUGGGAGUGCUCAUCCAUGCAGCCACCGGCGGUGUGGGACUCGUGGCCGUGCAGUAUGCGCAGCGACUUGGAGCAGAGGUCUACGCCACAGCUGGUCGGGACGAGAAGCGCCAGUUCCUGCGAGAUCUCGGAGUCAAGUUCAUUACGUCGUCGAGAAAUGGCGACGAAUUCGAGACAGAGAUGAAGGGCUUCCUCAAGGGCUCUGACGGGAUCCACGUGGUGCUCAACUCCCUCAGCCAUGACAAUUUCAUCGGCCGGAGCUUGGGCCUCUUGGCGAAAGGCGGCCGCUUCGUGGAGAUCGGCAAGCGCGAUGUCUGGAGUGUCGAGGAGGUGAAGAAGUUCCGGGCGGACUUGAAGUACCACCUCCUGGCCAUCGACGGAGUCUGCGAGAAUGAGCCUGACCGCUACCAGGGCCUCUUGAAGCGGCUUGAGAAGGACCUGCGAGGCUCCUGGAAGCCGCUUCCAGCACAGGAGUUCGAGGGCCUGGAGAAGGGAGUGGAAUCCUUGCAAUUCCUGCAGCGGGCGCAGCACAUUGGCAAAGUGGUCCUGAAGGUGCCGCAUCGGAUGAAGCUGUCUCCAGAGGCAAGCUACGUGCUUUCCGGUGGCAUGGGCGCCUUGGGCCUCAUCACAGCCCAAGCCCUCGCAGAGGAGGGCGCUAAGAGUCUGUUGCUGCUGUCUCGCAGUGGCAAGCCGGGAUCCGAAGUGGAGCAGCAGUGGAAGUGGCUGCAGCAAUCCAGCCUCCAAGCGACUGCUCUGGCCUGUGACGUGGCCUCCGCAGCUGGAGCGGCCGAUCUGAAGAAGAGGCUCAAAUCCGCCGAGCCGACCGGCAAGGGCAAGAAGCCUGUGCGGGGCUUGCUUCAUCUGGUCUUGGAUGAUGCCAUGCUUCCUCAGCUGACCCGUCAGAAUCUCGAGCGGGCUUAUGGCGCCAAGGUCAUAGGAGCUAAGCAUCUUCACAGUGCGGCUGAUGGUCUUUCCUUGGACUUCUUCGUGCUCUAUUCCUCGACAGUCAGGGGAACUAUGCAGCAGCCAACACAUGCCGGCCUGGAUGCCCUGGCUCACCACUGGCGACUCAGUGGGGUGCCGGCUGGCAGUGUGCAGUGGGGUCCCUGGCUGGAGGUGGGCAUGGCGGCGCAGAACAACUCCUUCUCCAGGUUGAAGAUUAACGGCAUCAGCAAUGUUGGGAAUGUCGGUGCUGCCCGCAGCUUAGACUCUCACUUCCCAACUUCGCACAUGUCCACGGCUCUGACCACGCCCCUCUCCGGCGGGCGCCUGGGCUGCGCCCUGGUUCAGUGGGCCGGCUUCCUGAAGCAGCCCGGGCUUUGUACUGCAGUGAUGCAAGGCUCGGUUGCUGCAGAUGUUAUCGGGUCAGCCGUGGACAUGGAUGAGCCUCUCAUGGCGGCUGGCAUGGACUCCUUGUCCUCCGUGGAAUUCCGCAACCGGCUGACUGCUGAAGCCGGGGCAGGUAUCAAAUUCCCGAACACGCUCAUGUUCGACCACCCGACGCUGCGAGCAAUCGCGGAUCUGGUGCAGUCCCAGAUAGUGACAGACUCACCGGCAGUUUCGGCGACACCCGAAGCGAAAGCCAUCGUGCGUACAGGAAGCUUCACUGUGGCCGUCCAGGGCCUGGCGGCCUUCUUUCCAGGGGGUCCGGAAGGCUUGGAGUCCUGUUGGUCCCGGUGGCUACAGCGCCAGGAUGCCAUCACAGCCGGCGCCUUAGCGCUGGGGAACGUAAUGUACGCCCGCCACGGCGGCUUUGUGGAGGGUGCAGAAUUCUUCGAUUCGGGCUUCUUCGGCAUGUCCGCGGCGGAAGCCAAGACCAUCGAUCCACAGCAGAGGCUUGCUCUCGAGAUGUCCUACGCUGCGUGCCACCACGCCGGCCGUGCAAAGCAAUCGCUAUUGGGCUCCGACACCGGCGUCUUCGUCGGACAGUGUAACAAUGAUUGGGCCAAGUUUUCCAAGGAGCGAUCUGCGAAUCCGUACACGGGUCCCGGUACACAUGCGUCCAUCUCAUCCAACCGAAUCUCCUACAGCCUCGGGCUCAGGGGUGCAAGCGCCUCCGUGGACACGGCCUGCUCAUCUUCCUUGGUUGCUCUGGACAUUGCCUGCCAAAAGCUGGGCUUGGGUAUGCUGGCAGCCUUGAUGACCGGCGUCCAGCUGAACCUGAUAGCAGAGCCCUUCGUUGCAUUCUCAAAGGCGCGGAUGCUGUCCCCGGAUGGCCGCUGCAAGACCUUCGAUGCCUCGGCAAACGGAUAUGUCCGUGGCGAAGGCUGUGGCUCAGCGUUGCUGCAGAUCGCAGCCGGAGCCCUGUCAAUCGCCGAACUCUUGGGAUCACAGAUCAACUUGGUUGAGUGCCAUGGCACUGGCACUGCCCUUGGUGAUCCCAUUGAGACCGGGGCGCUCAAGGCCGUGCUGGCGCAGGGACGUUCGAUGCCUGUGCAGCUCGCGACCGUGAAAACCAAUAUCGGAUUUUCGGACGUCAGACACUUGGAGGGAGCAGCUGGAGUGGCCGGUCUGGUGAAAAGUAUGCUGGCCUUGCAGCGUGGUGGAGGGCUCAGCGAGGAUUUCGGCACAGUUCCUCCAAAUGUUCAUUUCGCCAAGCUAAAUCCCACAAUCGACCUCGAGGACUUUGCUGCUGAGAUCCCCACUGUUGCGCAGCCUUUGCAGGGUGGCACCAAUGCGCAUGUGAUCUGCAAGCACACAAUCACCGAUGGUGGUCCAAAGGCCAAGGCCGCGUCCAAGAAGCGCGUGGCAUUCCUCUUCACUGGCCAGGGCUCCCAGCGCGUCGGGAUGGGCAAACAGCUCUACUCCUCCGAGGAGUCCUUCCGCUCUGCACUAGAUGUGUGUGCGGAGCUGUUGGAUCCGCUGCUUGAGAAGCCGUUACUCGACGUGCUAUUCAAGGCACCGGGCACCGUGAUUCUUUUUAUCCACUUCGGCAGUGAAUGGGGCUCGGGCUGUCGUGUCGAGGCGGAGAACCGCGAGUAUGCCGCUGCUGUCGUGGCGGGUGUCCUCGAGCUCGAGGAUGCCGCACGCCUGGUGGCGGAGCGUGGCCGUCUGAUUGCGGAGCUCUGCGAGGGAAACAUUGGCGGCAUGACAGCCUAUGCUUCACAGGGUCAAGACGUUUCUGCGAACUGGAGGGCCGCCGCAGCCGAGGACGUGCUCAAAGUCCUUUCUGGACUAUCGGAGAGCGAUCGCAAGGAGGUGUCAGUUGCUGCAGUGAACGGACGCAAGGACUUGGUAAAGCAAGUGGUUCAGAGCACGGGCGCUGGAAACAAGGACAUCUGUUUCCGGUUUCUGCCGAAGUGGUCUCAGAGGAGGAACAAGCAGGAUGUGAUCGAACAUCAAAGCGAGCUCAACGUCUCUCAUGCGUUCCACUCCCCGUUGAUGGAGCCCAUGCUUGAGAGCUUCCGGACGGAGGUUUCCUCCGCGAAGCUCUCCGCUCCGCAAGUGCGUUUCCUCUCCACGGUGACGGGCAAAGAGGAGAGCGAUCUCUUCAAAGAUCCCGGCUACUGGGUCCGGCAUGUGUCGCAGGCAGUGAGGUUUGCCGACGGCAUGGCAGCUCUGGAGGGGCUUGGGGAGGCCGAAGCUUACCUGGAAGUGGGCCCGGAGCCCACCUUAGUAAAGAUGGGGAAGCGAUGUGCCUCUGGUCCCGCGGCCAGCAAAGAGUGGCCCUGGUUGCAUUCAAUCGAGCCCGAACAGGCUGAGGGCAGCACGGUGGCUUCGGCUCUCUCGCAACUGCAGGGGGCGCUGCCGGCCCUUCAGUACAAGCGACAGCCCUUCCCCUGGCGGGACGCGGGCCCCCGGCUUCUCCGAAAGCGCAGCGAAGGGCAAAACGAGGUCCUCUUCGACUGCCCGGUCCGCGGUGACAUCUUCCAGGUGUCUGCCGAGCAUGUGGUCUACAAUGAGAUCGUCAUCCCGGGUGUGGUCUUUGUGGAGAUGGCCAUGGAGGCUGCAAGGGCACACCUUGGGCCAGAGGCCCAGCUGCGCGACAUACAGAUGGUAUGGCCCUUCGUGGUGCCCAAAGAUGGGGACACGGACAGCAAGCAGAUGAUGAUGCGCUUGGCCAUUAUUGGCAACAAGCGUUUUGAGCUCCGGAGCCAGGGCCCGGGUGACGAUGCUUGGACGGUUCACUGCGAGGGUCGCGUCGAAGCCACGGGCGGAGGGCCGAAGGCGGCAGCCACCAUCGACCCGGAGCAGACGCUCUCGGCGUGCGCUGGGAGGUGCCCAGAGCAGGUGGAUCCUGGGAAGCUGUACCCCUUGGUGGACAGCACGGGCCUAUGGCUGGGGCCGAAGUUCCAGGUCUGCCAUGACAUGCGCCGCAACCCGGACGAGAUCUCCUGCCGCAUGCAGCUCAACUCCGACGUGCCAAACCAGGGCUACAUCAUCCACCCAUCUCUCUUCGACGGCACCAUCCAUGCUGUUUGUGCCACGAUGUUCGAUCAGGAUCCGCCCUUCCUGAAGAUCUUUGCUGGUGUUGGUAAAGUCACCGUCGUGGCCAACGAGGCACUCACUGGAGCUCCAAAGGACCAGGCCGUCGUGCUGCAUCUUCGCAUCGAUGAGAAGACCGACCAGCAGCAGAUCUUCACAUGCCAGGUCUUUAGUGAGGCGGGCUCCCUGCUCUGGAAGCUGGAGGAUGUGAUUUUCCGGAAGGUCCUCCCGGAACAGAUUCAGAAGGCUUUAGCCGCCACGAAGGCCAAGGACGCCGUGAGCUUCUUCGAGACCAAGUGGAAGCAACUCCCCGAGGAAGCUCUGGACUCGGAGAGCGGCCUCCUUCCCUCCGAAAACUCUGAGGGCCGCUGGCUCUUCUACGCCGAGGCGCCGCUGCUGGAGGUUCUCAAGAAGGAUCUGGGCGAGCAACACGUGUACAUCUCGUCCAUGUCUGAGAACGGUCUCGACUACGACAACUUGACGCGCAUCGUCUACCUUCCCGCAGAUAAAGACAGCCCACUGGACGUGCUGGACAACGGCCUCCGCCUCAUCCAAAAGGCGCUGCAGGUGGGAGAUGCGGCCCCGGAAGUCUGGUUUGUCCUCCGUGGCACCCAGGCUUUGGAGGCGUCUGCGCUGAAGGGCCAGGGGCUUCCUUUGCACGCGGGCUUGUGGGGUUUGGCCCGCUGCUUGCGCCUCGAGUCUCCGGGCUCCGUCGCUGGCUGCGUGGACUUGGGCCCUCUCGAGAAGCCCAAGCCCAAGGACAUCGUGAGCAGGCUCCGUGCCCUCACGACGCGGCGCUCGGGCGAGGCUCCGGAAGUGGAGCCGGAGCUCUUGCUCCAGGGGCAAACGGCGCCCACCUUGUUGGUCUCUCGGCUGGAAGAGACGACGGCGAAGUUCCAGGAGGUGGAUGUGGAAGCCUACAGUCUGGGGGAAGCCAGCUACGUCAUCAGUGGAGGCACGGGUGGCCUCGGGCUGCUUUUUGCUGCAUGGUUUGCGGAGAAGGGCGCCGGACAUCUGGCACUGCUGUCUCGUAGCGGCAAGAUCGCACAGGAUCCUGGAUCUGCUGCAGCCUAUGCCAGGCUUCAGAAUACAGCAGCUGCAACCACUGUGGAGUCGUGCGACACCUCUGCCGGGCGUGUGGAAUGCGAUAUCGAACCAUUCUGUGGGAGCGCUGUGGUAUUCGGUGAUGAGGUCUUGGAUGAUCACUUGAUCAUGGUGGAUUUCUUCGCGCUCUUCUCCUCCGUGGCGGCAAUGCUGGGCUCUCCGGGCCAGGUGUUUGAAGUGCCAGCCCUGGGCCCUGUGCAGGCAAACUACUGCUCGGGCAAUGCCUUCCUCGAUUCCUUUGCCCUUCACCGGCAUGGCCAAGGCCUGCCAGCUGUGUCGGUGCAGUGGGGACCCUGGGCUGAAGUGGGCAUGGCCGCACGGGCCGGGACGACGGAGAGCGGCGGCUACCUGCGCUUGGAUCCCACCGCCAGCUUGCAGGCGAUGGGUGCAAUCCUGGCCGCAAGUCCAUCGCCGGGGCUUGUCGGAGUUGCUCGCAUCAACUGGUCCUCCUUCUUUGCGGCGCAGCCGAAAGUACCAUGCUUCCUUGAGAAUUUCCAGCACCACAAGAAGUCGACAGGUGUGAAGAUGGGAAGCGGAGGGGUUCCGAAGGAUCUGGUGAAUUCCACCAUCAUCAACGUGCUUUGCGACGUGCUGGGGGAUCCUGACCUCUCGGACUUUUCGGUACCUCUGAUGGACAUGGGCUUGGACUCGCUGUCGGCCGUUGAGUUCCGCAAUCGCGUCCAAGCCUCCUUCGAUGGCCUCCACCUCGCGUCUACCGUCAUGUUUGACUAUCCCACGGUUGCAGACUUGACCGACUACAUCGUGGCGCAGUUCAGCGACGGAGACGAAGGUGAUGAAGCGGCCGUUGGAGGCGUCCGGGAUCUCAACACGAACGAGCCCAUGGCCACGAUCGGAAUGGCAGCCAGGUAUUGGGCGAUGCUCUGUGCAGGGCUUGACAUGAUCUCUACAGUCCCCAUUGAACGAUGGGACAUCGACCUCUACCACGAUCCUGACCCCUCGGUGCCGGGCAAGAUGUACACUCGCUGGGGCGGCUUCAUUUUCGGCCUGGAGGGCUUCGACAACAAGAUGUUCGGCAUCGCGGAGCCGGAAGCACAGGCCAUGGACCCACACCAGCGGAUUCUGUUGGAGGUGGUCUACGAGUCUUUCUGGCACGCCGGCCUGGACAAGGAGCAGCUGUCCAACACCAACUGCGGCUGCUACGUCGGCUGCGCCACUUUGGGUGGCAUCAGCGUCCAGGACUUCCCGGACGAAGACAUCGGCCCCUUCACCAAUAUCGGCUCCUUCCCAUCAGGGAACUCGGGCCGCGUCUCUCACGCACUUGGCCUUCGCGGGCCUUGCUUCACUAUCGACACCGCAUGCUCGUCGACGCUGGUGGCACUGGACUGUGCUGCCCAAGGAAAGCGUCUUGGAAAGUGUGACCGCAGUAUCGUGGCCGGCAGCAAUCUGUCACUGGGCUGCAAUGCAGCUGUGUCCGAACACGUGGGUGCCCUGGCAGCAGAGGUGGGCUUCUGCAAAAUGGGGAUGGCUCUCUCGCCCGAUGGACGAUGCAAGACCUUCGACGAAUCCGCCAAUGGUUUCACCCGUACCGACGGCGCAGGGUCUCUGAUCUUGGAGCUGGCAUCGUCUGCCAGCAAGGCCGGAAAGCAGGAAGUGGCUACCGCACUGGGGGUCUGCGUGAACCAGGAAGCAUCGGUGAAGGCGUUGGAGGUGUCACUGGUGGAAGUCCAUGGUACCGGCACAUCCCUGGGCGAUCCCAUUGAGGUUGGUGGUAUGAAGAGCACCUUAGGCAAAGGUCGCACGGAAGAUGCGCCUUUGGUGCUGGCCGCGACGAAGUCGAUCAUCGGUUCUGCGGGGGUUGCCGGCCUCAUCAAGAUGAUUGGUGAGUUCAACUACAGGAUCGUGCCGAAGAACCUGCACUUGAAAAAGAUGAACCCCAACAUCGACUUGACCGACUUCCCCGUCAUCAUGCCGAGCAGUAUUAUUGAUUGGAAGGGAUCCCGAGCAGUUGCGGGCACAUCUUCCUUCGGAUUCUCUGGUACCAACAGCCACGGCACCUUGGAAGCUCCGGGUGGAGGAGACGGAAAGAACGUGAUCUUGGAGCGCCCUGAGAAGCUGAAGUGGAAUCGAACCUACCAUCGGAUGUACCAUGACUGGUCUCAGGGCCUCUGGUUUGCCAGCGAGUGGCGUGCCGCCCCUCUUCCUGCUGCCACAUCCGAAUCCGGCCCUUGCCUGGUGAUCGGUGGUGCUGCCUUUGGGGAUGAGUUGAAGAAGCUGAUGGAGAUCAGCUCGGUGCCGGCGAAGGCAGACGAGCUGGAAGCCAAGAUUCAAGGCAAUGCCUGGAAGACCGUGGUCUUUGCGGAGACCCUGGUGGCAGAGGAUCCGACUGCGGAGGGCCCCGCAAUGGCGGCCUUGCUAAGUGCGGCCCAAGCUGCUGCGAUGUCUCCGCAGAUGCGCUUCGUCGUGCUCACUGCAGGGGCUCAGGAGGCGGAGGCUUCCGGUGAGGGCAUGGGACGUGGCCUCCUGGGUGCGGCGGCCUGGGGCUUCAUGCGCUCCAUGCCGCUGGAGGCCCCGAAGCUCCAAGCCCAGGUCAUCGAUCUGACGGGGCCGUGUUCUUACACCGGGUUCCUGACUUCUUGGGUGCAGAGCAUUGCAGAUGAGCUGUCCUGUGAGGACUUGGAGCGUGAAGUUUCCUAUGGAGAGGAUUCCGCAAGGCGCGUGCCGCGUUUGGCGAAGUACACCAUGAAGCCGGGCGUCAACACCCUUGCAGAUCCCGCGAAGACGCAGCUUGUCACCGGCGGACUGGGUGGCCUUGGCCUACAAACCGCCCACGCCCUGACGGAUCUCGGUGCUCGAAACCUGCUCCUGGUCUCCCGUCGCGGGGCCGUGGCUUCUGGUGAUGCUGCGGCGGUGCAGCAGCUGGAGGAUCUGCAGGUGAAGCCCGGAGUCACUGUGCACACCUGGGCCUGUGAUGUGGGCCAGAAGGACAACGUCACGGCUCUGAUGCAGCGUCUACAGUCGGAAUUGCCCGACAAUCCUCUCGGCGGGAUUGCGCAUGCUGCGGGAAUCAUCGACUUCGUUGAGCUUAAGGCUCAGACCAUGGAGCGCAUGAGCAAAGUCUUCAAGCCGAAGGUGUCGGGUGCGUGGCACCUGCACGAAGCGAGCAAGGACCUCGACCUGGGCUCCUUCGUGGGCUUCUCCUCUGUCUCUUCACUGAUCGGGCUCUCGCGCGGCACGAGCUACUCGGCUUCCAACGCCUACUUGGACGGCCUGGGCCUUUGGAGGCACAAAGCCACUUUGCCCUUCUCCAGCGUCCAAUGGGGCCCCGUGGCGGAGGUCGGCAUGGCCAGCAAGGAUCAUUCUGGGCAAGCCGACUCGGCAUUGCGGCAGCUGCCGCCUGGCCACGUCCAAGCGGCCUUCCGGCUGGCCGUGGUGGGAAACGGCAACCGCGGAUGGCCCUUGCCGUCCCUGUGUUUUGCACAGGUGGAGUGGGGCCGUUUCCUGCGUGAGCUCGGGGCGGAGAUUCCCAUCCUCGAGGACUUUGCCGGCGAGGAGGAAGCGGCCAUCGCGACCGGCACGGCCACCGCUGCCCUGCCGGCGGCUUUCCGUGGCCUGGGCCCCGAACAGCUCGAGGCAAAACUGGGUCAGGUCGUCCAGGGAAUCGCUCUGGGAAUUCUGGGCGUGGACGAGCUCACUGCGGAUGCUCCGCUCAUGGAGGCCGGCCUGGAUUCCUUGUCUUCGGUCGACUUCCGGAAUUCCGUGGCGAAGGCAAGCUUGACUGCCCAGUUUUUUUGGGGCUUCGCGGAGCUGCCGGGCCUGAAGCUUCCGAGCACGCUGAUGUUCGACCACCCCACUACGAAAGCCAUCGCCGCCUUCGCUACAGAGCAGCUCGCGGCGGCAGCGGCGGCACCACCGCCCUCCCCCGUUACGGCUGCGCCGAUGGAGUUGGAGAUCUCCUUCCCAGGAGACUUCGAUUCCCUGAGCUUCGAGGAGAAAGAGGAGUUCAAGGCCCAGGCGCUCAAGGAGAUUUGCGAGAGGACCGGCUUGCGGCCGGAGGACUUGGAGGAUUUGUGCUUGGAGCCCGGCUCCAUCAUCGUCAAGGCCAAGAUCCGGGAGACCUCGGAUCUUUCCGCAAACCGGGCCCAGGCUGUGGUGGCUGAGAUGACCGAACGGCCCAUGUCCGUGGAGCUGGAGGGUCACGAAACCUUCUUAUCCCAAAGUGCCUCGAGCUCUUCUGCAGCCCCGGCACCAGUGAAGAAGGGGGCGGCCGCCGGUCUCCGCCUUCCGCGGUCGCUCCCAGCACCGGGCCCGGCGGCAGCGCGGUCUCCGGUCGCGGUGAACUCCGCAGCCUACCGCUUCCCUUUGGAGGGCACAGCACCGGACGAAAUGUGGGAUGUGCUGACAAAGAAGACAGAUGGCGUGACUGAGAUCCCACUGGAAAGAUGGGACGUGGAUGCCUACUACGACGAGGAUGCAGAGGUACCGGGCAUGAUGACGGUGCGACAUGGGGCUUUUGUCAAGGGAGCCGACCUCUUCGAUGCCUCCUUCUUUGGCCUCAGCCCUGCUGAGUCCAAAGUCAUGGAUCCUCAGCAGCGGCUUCUGCUGGAAGUCAUCUACCAGUCUUUCCACGUGGCUGGCAUGCCUUUGAGCUCCCUUACAGGCAUGGAUGCCGGCAUUACCGUCGGUCAGUGCAACAACGAUUGGGGUCACAUGGGCUUCAGCGGCUCCGCUGAAGCCUCGGAGAAGAUCGGACCCUACACCGGCUUGGCCGUUUCCACCUCCAUCUCCUCCAAUCGUGUCUCCUACUUGCUCGGCUUGAAGGGUCCCAGUGCCACCGUCGACACCGCCUGCUCCUCCUCUUUGGUCGCCGUGGAUGUCAUCGUCUCGAACCUUCGACGUGGCAGAUCCACAGUCGGGGCGGCGUCGGGAGUGAACCUCUGCCUCAUUCCUGGUCCGUUCAUUGCUUGUAGCAAGGCCCACAUGCUGUCAGAGGACGGACGUUGCAAGACUUUCGAUGCAUCAGCUAAUGGCUACGUUCGUGGAGAGGGCUGUGGCUCAGCCACACUCUCACUGCUCGACGGCGGAGUUGGCUUGAAGCCAGUGGUGGUGCUGAAGGGCUCAGCGGUAAAUCAAGAUGGCCGCAGCAGUAGCCAGACCGCCCCACACGGACCUUCGCAGCAGGCGGUGAUCAUGACUGCCCUAGCAGAGGCGGAAUUGGAUCCGCAGUCCGUCUCCUGCAUGGAAACGCACGGGACAGGCACUGCCCUUGGAGAUCCCAUCGAGGUCGGAGCCCUGGGGAACACUCUUGGUGAGGGCCGCUCAGCCGACGUGCCACUGGCCCUCUGCGCAGUAAAGACGAAUCUGGGCCACCUGGAAGGAGCUGCGGGCAUGGCAGGGCUCUUGAAGGUGAUGUGCAUGCUUCCUCGGCAACGAGCUCCGCCGAACCUGCAUUUCCAGAAGCUGAACCCCCACUGCGAUUUGGAGGAUUUCCCAACCAACAUUCCGGUGGAGGGGCUUCUGGAGCUUGUCUCGGUCGCAGACCAUGUAUCGUCUGGCCUUUCCUCCUUUGGAUUUGGAGGCACGAACACGCACGUGGUCUUGGAAGACGCCCGUGACAUGGUGCCAGUGACCUCGGUGGAGGUGGCGCCGGUCUUCAAGCGCCAGUCCUUCACCUGGCAAGCGCGGCGGCAUGCCCUGCUGUCGCGGACGCUACGCACGGCCGAGGGCACCCAGGUCUUUGCCCAGCCCUUCGCAGGGAAGCUGCUGCAGCUUGUGAGCCACGGCCUCAGCUGCUUCGCAUUGCUUCGGCAUCUUAAGGCCCGGCCUGGCAUAGAAGCCCCACCCGAAGGUCACCACAUCAUCUUCGGAGAGAUCGUGGUGCCCGGGGCAACCUAUCUGGAAAUGGUCCUGGCGGCGGGCGAGUUCCACCUGAACUGCAAGGACAAGCAAUGGAACAUCCGCAAGGUCGGCUUCACGGCUCCUCUUGUGCUGAAGCAAGGGGAAGAGCAAGGAAAACUGGCGCGCGACGUGGACUUGCCACCUCGGCUCGCAUUCGGAUUCGGGUAUCUCGAGCUCUUCCCCGAUCAGCACUGGUCAAUGAGCAGCUACGAUCCGAAAGAGCGGAAGAAGCUGGCGACCCAUGCAGAGGGAGAUCUGGACUUGAGCUUCGUCCAGCCGGAGUAUCCCUCCGUGGAUCUGGAGGUCAAAGUGUUGGUGCAUGCAGCAACAGGGCUCAACCAGGUGCGCCAGCGCUGUGAUGAGGAGGUGACCAUCGAACGCCUGUAUGCCCUGCGGCAAGCAUGUCAAGAGGUGAUUCAGGUGCUACUUGUUCCUUUCUCCAAGAUCGGCUUGCCGCUGCAGCCUCGAUUCAGGACGGUGCGGCACAUCCUGCGUGGAGAGAGUGAGGUGCUUGCGCGGAUAGCUGCCGAAGACGAUGGCACAAACAGCGGUUACCUGUUCAAUCCUGCAGUCAUCGACGGGACCUUCCAGGGCAGCAUGGCUCUCAUGCUCGAGCGCCACAGCACCAAGAUCGAUGGUCUUAACUCGCUGCGCAUCCCGCUGAUGGUUCAGACAGUCACCCACUACGCACAAGGAUCGCAGACGGAUAUUUUCGUUCAUCACGAGCUCGUGGAGAUCACCGACCGGGAGAACUGUGUCAACUCCAAGCUGUGCAAGCAGGACGGAACGGCCAUGCUGGGCUUUGAGACCUUGAGGCAGGAAAGGUUCCGAGAGGUUCGACCUGAGCACAUCGCCAAGAUGCUGCAACAAGCAACGGAUGAUGUGGAAGAAGAUAUCUUGGAAGUGGACUGGGUGCCCAUGGAGGGAGCCCUUGGAAAAGCCAAAGACGCGACCGGCAAGGGUGCCACGCCAGCCCUGCGCCAGGCUCUGGAGAAGCUCCUCCAGGAAGGCACCAAAGCGGUCGUGCACCUCGGCGCCUUGCAGGACUCGUGGUCAGAAGAGGGGCGGGAUGCGGCAGAGCUGGCCGUGCUGCAGGAAGCGGUAGCCUUGGCACAGGCAGCCAUUGCCGUGAUCGCAAAGGGUGAGGAUGCUCCACAGAUUGCCUACAUGACUUACGGAACGCAGGAUGUGGCUACAAGCAGCGGGGCCGGCAGCUAUCUUCAUGCAGGUCUCUGGGGCCUGGCGCGCACGGUGCGUAUGGAAGAGCGAUCGAUCAAGCUUCGCUGCUUCGACUUGGACUCGAGCCACGAGGACCCGGAAUCCGCUGCCAAGGCGAUUGUGGAGCAGCUGGGCAGCUUGACCGGCAUCGGAACUGGUGGCGGUGAGACGGAGUUGGUCCUGAGAGAGGGCGGCACCCAGGUGUCCCGGCUCUCCCGCAGCCAGGUGCAGGUCCAGAAGCCCAUGCGCUUGCAGAUGUCCUCGCGAGGGAGUCUCUCGAACCUUCGACCCGUUCCCCAGGCCUCGCGACCACAGCCAGGCCCGGAGCAGGUCGAGGUGAGGAUCCGCGCCGUGGGCUUGAACUUCCGAGAUGUCCUGAGCCUCGGCCCGAUUAUAGAACAGUCCUUUAAGGGAGCUUUGACGGAGAACGUCAUGGGCAUGUACCCGGGAGACCCUGGCAAUCCAGGAGGAGACUGUGCUGGCACCGUGUGCUCCGUCGGGGGCGGCGAGAAGGAGGCAGCGGGCCUCCGACCGGGACACGACGUCUUCGGCAUUGCAUGGGGCUGCUUGCAGACCUACGCAUGCACGGAAGCGUUGCUCUUGGCCCCCAAGCCCAAGAAGUGGUCCUUCGAGCAGAUGGCUGCCUGGUCGGUGACCUUCGCCACCACCGAGGAGGCCUUCCAGGAGCUGGCGCCGGUCCAGAAGGGCGAGCGCGUGCUGAUCCACGCGGCCACCGGCGGCGUGGGAUUGGUGGCCGUGCAGUUCGCCCAGCGCGUGGGUGCCACCAUCUUCGCCACAGCUGGAAGCCCGAACAAGGUGCAGCACCUGCGGGACAUGGGUGUCAAGUACAUCACAAGCAGCCGGGAUGUUAAGAAGUUUGAAGAGGAUAUGAAGGCCUUCCUGAAGGAGGACGGUGGCGACGGUGUAGAUGUGGUGCUCAACUCUUUGAGCCACGACGACUACAUCCCCAAGUCUCUGAGCUUCCUCUCGAAGGGAGGGCGUUUCAUGGAGAUUGGCAAGAGGCUCAUCUGGAGCCAUGACCAAAUGAGACGCGAACGUCCCGAUGUGCAGUAUGAGAAGAUCGCCAUGGAUUGGGUCAUGGAGUUCCAGCCGGAGCGCUACAACGUGCUCAUGCGGCGGCUCGUGUCCCAAAUUGAGCAAGGAUGGUGGAAGGAGGUGCCUCUGACACUUUACGAGGGCUUGGCCUCCGGCAUCGAGGCAAUGCGCUACCUGCAGAGAGCUCAGCAGAUAGGAAAGGUCGUGCUCACGCAGCCUUCCAGGAUGGAGUGCUCUGAGGAAGGAUCUUACGUGCUCUCUGGUGGUGUCGGUGCACUUGGCCUUGUGACAACCAAGAUGAUGGCCGAGGAAGGUGCCAAGUCCGUGGUGCUACUUUCCCGACGUGGCGUGGUAGGCGACGACCUGAAAUCGAUGUGGGACAAGCUGCAGGACUUUGACAUUGAGCUCCUCGUCAAGCCUUGCGACAUUGCCAGCCUGACUGAUGUACAAGAACUGGUGACCAAUCUCAAGAGCAGCUCAAGCUACACCGUAAGAGGUUUGAUCCACUUGGCCGCCGUUUUGGACGAUGCCACGCUCCCCAAGCUCACAAGGAAGCACUUGGAAAAGGCCUACGGGGCGAAGGGCAACUACUCUGCCGCCAACGCUGCGCUGGAUGCUCAAGCGCGCUACUGGAAGGCCUUGGGCGAGAAAGUGGUCGCCGUGCAGUGGGGGCCAUGGCGGGAGGUUGGCAUGGCGGCCCAGAAAGGAACGGUGCAACGGCUCAAGGCCCAAGGCCUGGGUAGCAUUGGCAACGUGGUUGGCAUGGCAGCCCUCUCUGGGUCUCUGCGUGCACCCGGCAGCAUCAUCGCAGCUUGCCCGGUGCAUUGGGGACAGUACCUGAAGCAGUUUGGCAAGGCUACGCCAGCUUUCUACUCCCGAUUCCGCCGGGAAGCUUCCAGCGGACCCGGCGCGGGGGCCGGUGCCAGGGCAGUGCCCGGCGUGGCCCUGGCUCCAAGGGGCCCGGCGAUCAGCGCGGAGCAGGUCCAGGCUAUGGUUCUUCAAGUUGCUGGAGAGACCACCGGCACGACCGUUGGCGCGCAGGAGCCGCUCAUGGAAGCUGGCAUGGACUCGCUCUCGGCUGUCGAGUUCCGCAACCGCCUGUCCAAUGAAUUGCAAGGGGUCAAGCUGCCCAACACACUGAUCUUCGACUACCCGACAGCUGCAGCCAUCAGCAUGUUCGCGGCUUCUCAGUUGAGCCAAGUGGCGGGCGCGGGACAGGUUGCUCCGGUGGGUGCUCCUGGCAUCAAUGCGUCACAGGUCGAAGCGCUGGUGCUUGAGAUCGCGAGCGAGGUCACCGGUCACGGCGUGGAUCCACAGGAGCCCUUGAUGGACUCUGGUCUCGACUCUUUGGCCGCCGUGGAAUUCCGAAAUCGCCUGUCCAACGAACUCCAGGGCAUCAAAUUGCCCAACACCUUGAUCUUCGACUACCCGACGGUCGCCGCGAUCAGCAACUACGCCGUGGCACAGCUGGGCCCUGCAACAUCCGCGCUGGGCCCAGUCUCCGGCGGAUCGUUUGUGGCCUCUGGUGCCUUUGCCUCAGUGAUGGGCUUGGCUGCCAGUUUGCCCGGCCGCCGCGACGAUGGCUUCUGGGAGGACUUGGUGGAGAAGAAGGACUCCGUCAUUGAGAUUCCCUUCACACGCUGGGAUCUCGACGUCUACUACAGCCCGGAUCCGGAUGCACCCGGCAAAACGUACGCAAAGCACGGCGGCUUCAUCGAGGGCGCCGAGCUCUUCGACCCCUCCUGCUUCGGCCUCUCCGCUGCGGAGGCUGCGACCAUCGCGGCACACACGGCCUUCCUGGCCUCCGGCAAAGAGCGGGAGCAGCUGAUGGGCUCGGACGUGGGUGUCUUCGUUGGGCAGUGCCAGUAUGACCGGGGGCUCAAAGAAUUUUGCCUGGUGAGCUGGAGAGAUGAAACCAUGGGUGUGCAGGACUGGUUCGUGAUGGUGUCGGUGGGCGACAAGUUCAAUCCAUACACCGGUGUUCACUUGGUCCUGUGUAAUUACGUGGCAGGGCAGCUGGCUGGACAUAGCAUCAUGUACAUCCUUGCUGCCCAGGCGCUGUCUUCCCUUCGCAGGGGAACAGCAGAAGGCGCCCUGGCUGCCGGAACCAACCUGAUUCUCGGUACUGGCCCUUACAUCAGCUUCAGCAAGGCCAAGAUGCUUUCCGAGGAUGGCCGUUGCUUCACCUUCGACGCCUCGGCAAAUGGCUACGCACGUGGAGAGGGUGUGGGAGCAGCGUUCCUUGCUGUCCUGGCGGAUGGGGACGGAGAUGUGUCCGCCCGAGCCCUGCUCCGGGGAACGGCUGCAAAUCAGGAUGGACGCUCGGCGUCCCUCACAGCCCCCAACGGUCCAUCACAGCAGGCAGUGAUCCGGCGUGCACUCUCGGAAGCUGCGGCCAGCGUGGGCGAGGUGGCUUUGAUUGAGUGCCAUGGCACCGGCACUGCUCUCGGGGAUCCCAUCGAAGUGGACGCUCUCAAGACGGUGCUUGGUGAGGCUUCCUCUGUGGCUUUGGGAGCAGCGAAGACCAACAUUGCGCACUUGGAGGGUUCAGCAGGCAUUGCUGGCUUCCUCAAGAGCAUCCACAUGCUGGAGAAGAAGCAGGUUCCUGCUAACUUGCACUUCCAGAGCUUGAACGCGCACAUCGACUUGGAAGACUUCCAGGCUGUCAUUCCCGUGGAGCUGCACGAGCUUCCUUCUGGCAACGUGGUUUCAGGCCUCUCCUCCUUCGGAUUCGGUGGAACGAAUGCGCACCUGACCUUCGGCAGCUCUUCGGGGCGAGAAAGCCAGCGCAUGACCAUCUCAGAACCGGCAGCGAUCGAGGGAGCCAUCACUUUCAGGCACGCUUCUUUCCCUUGGCGCGAGACGGCCUACCGGUGUCUGCGGCGGAAGAUCACGGAAGGCCGGGAUGUGCACUACGAGUGCACCAUCAAGGCGGACAUCUUCAAAGUCUGUGCCGAGCACGUGGCCUUCAACGAGAUUGUGGUGUGGUCUACGUCGAACAUGCAAUGGAGGCCCACCACGGCGAUGGGUGACAAGUUCGAGAUGCGCAGCUCGCGUGGGGACAGCACCGAGAUGAUCACGCACUGUGAAGGACGUAUUGGCCGGGGUCUGGCAGAGCCAGCCACCAUCAAUCUGGAGGAGCGUCUGUGGAGGUUUGUGAUCUUCUUCCUCAUUACGGCGAUGCAUGUGAAUAUUGUCGUCUGGAGUAUCAACACGAUCAGAAACUAUCAAGAUCGAGCAGCACAAGACUGGCACUGGGAGGAGCUUCGACAGAUGUGCACGGAAGAGGUUGAUCCCAAGGACGUUUAUGCGGCCAUUCACAAGGGUGGGCUCUGGCUUGGACCGCGCUUCCAGGUGUGCAAGCAGAUGCAACGGAUGCGUACGGGUCCUUCAGGGGAAGGUGGUGACAAGCAUGUCUUGUGUCGGCUGGAGCACUCCCCGGAGUCGCAGCCCAACCAGGGCUUUUUCAUGCAUCCGGCUACCCUGGAUGGUACAAUCCAUGUGCUUGGAGCCACCAUGGUUGGCUGGGAUGCCCCUCUGAAGAUCUUCUCCGGCAUGGGUCGAGUGCAGGCUGCGACGGCGCACGUCCACCGGAACUUUUCGAGAGAUGAGCAAUACUUCGUGCAUCUGGACUUGAAGACGUUUUCCGAGCAGGAACAGGCGCAUCCAGCCCUGCUUCACGUCUUCGACUCUACGGUCGCCACAAGCGACGGCGAAGUGCUCUUCAAGGGCACCGACGUCGCCUUCCGCAAGGCACCCUCUUUCCAGGUCACGCCAGAACAGAUCAAGAAAGCCAUGGAAAGCCAGAUGGCAGAGGAUGACCAGAAAAUCUAUGAGGUGCAGUGGUCGGAGUUGAAGCCGUCGAAGUCGCAAGAGGAGGAGGGCGAAGUCCUCUCGCAGCUACCAGGGGCGGAGCUUUCCGGCAUCUCUGACGAGGCUUUGGAGGCGCUCGAAGAAGGUGGUCUGGCUGGCCUGACGAGAAUCAUCAGCGCCAUCGGCCUCUCAAGUGAAGAUGCUGCGAGCGGCUUGGAUCAUGCUCUCCGCCUCAUGAAGGUGCGCCGCUACGCUUUCUGCCUAAGUCGGCGUCCGUCCGCGCGCAUUGAGAGUCUGCCGACUUUCGCGUGGCCAGGCCUUGGUCAAACUGCCGCCGGGCUCCGACGCACCCGAGCUGUGGCCUCUUGGCCUCUCUUUCCGCUGCUUGCUGCGUGCCUGCUGCCACUAGAGGACGCCCUCGUGUUGUCUGGGAUCUCUUUCGGCCGUCUUAGGUUCCUGACCCGUCGAGCGAUUGCCGUGCAGCGCAGCGACAUCGAUGAUGUGCCGUUCCACGCGGGCAUCUGGGGCUUAGCCCGUGCUCUGCGCGCAGAGCGCCCGGACCUGAAGGUGGUUUGCUUGGACGUCGCAGACCUGGAUCGGCUUUUCCAGGCCCUGGCCUUCGAUACCGACAGCUGCCCUGGGCUCAGUCCGCGAUUUUUGGCGUGUCACCUCUUCAGUGGCGGCACCGGCGGUCUGGGUCUUCUCUUUGCAGGGUGGCUGGCGGAACAGGGUGUGAAGCACCUGGCGCUCAUGUCAAGGUCUGGACGGAUCCAAGACGAGUCUUUGCAGAAGCUCUUGGACAAAGCCUCCAAGUCCUCGAAUGUGCAGAUCUUCAAAGGAGACAUCGGUAGUGAAGCAGACGUGGGAGAAGUUCUUGGGCAAGCGAACAAGACCCUGGCAACAGUGAGGGGCAUUUGGCAUGCUGCUGGGGUUUUGGAUGAUCAUCUGAUGGCCGACUUGACGAUGGAGCACUUCGAGAAAGUGCUGCUCCCCAAGAUUACAGGCACCCUGAACCUGCACAACUCUUCCGCGAGGAAAGGCUUGGAGUCAAAGUUGCAGCAGUUUGUCCUUUUCUCCUCCGUUGCGGCCAUGAUCGGUACCGCCGGACAGGGCAACUACUGCGCUGCUAACGCGUUCCUUUGCCUUGUGUUCAUGGACUCGUUUGCCAGCUAUCGUCUCGCGCGCAAUCUCCCGGCUGUAUCUGUGCAGUGGGGCCCAUGGGCAGAGAUCGGCAUGGCUGGUACUUCGGAAAGUGUCGUGCUUCGUAUCGGUCUGGCCGACGGCCUGAAAGCCAUGGAGACGAUUCUGGGGGCACAGCUUGGCGGCCACCUGAGUGGUGCGGCGGCUGUGGCUGGAGUGGCCCGCAUCAAGUGGCGCUCCUUCCUCUCGCAGCUUCCCGAGGUCCCAUCCUUCCUGGAAAACUUCCAGCAGUAUGCGCCCAAGGAUGCCAAGAAGGGCGGCAGCCUCGUGGCUAAGGGUGCAGCGCCCUCCAAGGACCUGGUGAGAGCAGGCAUUGAGAAUGUGCUCAAGGAGGUCUUGGGAGACGACAGCCUUGAUGAUUUCAGUGCCCCAUUGAUGGACAUGGGCUUGGACUCACUUGCAGCCGUGGAAUUCCGCAACCGUGUCCAGGCCUCCUUCGAAGGUGUGCGGCUGAGCUCCACAGUGAUGUUUGACUAUCCCACCGUUGCAGAUCUCACAGAUUUCAUCUUGUCCCAGUUUGCCCCGGAAGAGGAUGCUGCCGCCGGUGGUCUUGGAGACGUUGGUGGUGCUCUCCGGGAGCCUUUGUCCAUGAUUGGCCUCGCAGGCCGAUAUCCUGGCAUGUCGGCUCACAACGAUGUCUCCGAGUUCUGGGCGUCUCUUUGCAGCGGCCGAGAUCCCAUCUCGCAGAUUCCCAUCGAGCGGUUCGAUGUCGAUGAGUUGUAUGAGGAGGACCGGUCUGCGCCGGGGCGCGUGUACGUCCGUGAGGGUGGGUUCAUCCCAGGCAUCGAGGAGUUCGACGCGGCAUUCUUCGGAAUUGCAGAGCCUGAGGCUAGAUCGAUGGAUACUCACCAGCGCCUGCAGACAGAGACCGCCUACGAAAGCUUCUACAAUGCCGGCUUUACGAAGGAGACCCUCUCAAACGUGGAGUGUGGUGUUUUCAUGGGUUGCUGCACCCUCACCGGCAUCACAGUGGAGUAUGAAGACAUCGGGCCAUUCACUAACAUUGGCUCUGGACUCUCUGGCAUGUCUGGUCGAAUUUCGCAUGCACUCGGCCUUCGGGGCCCUUGCUUCACCAUCGACACCGCCUGCUCAAGUACCUUGGUGGCCAUGGACUGUGCGGUGCAAGCCUCGCGACUAGGCCGCCAGGAGCUGGCCUGUGUGGCAGGGACGAACCUGCAGCUGCGCACAGACAUGUGGGUCGGCUUCUGCAAGAUGACGGGCCUGGCUGGUGACGGACGCUGCAAGACCUUCGAUUCCUCUGCAGAUGGCUUUGGCCGUUCAGAGGGCUCGGGCUCCGUGAUUCUGCGUUUGGCCUCUGCCGCGCAAGCCAAGGGUGAGUCGGCCUUGGCCCUGACGAAGGGCAGCUGCGUGAACCAGGACGGGCGCAGCGCCACCAUCACAGCCCCCAGCGGCCCGGCCCAGCAGCGGGCCUUGAGCAACUCGCUCCGGGACUCGGAGCUCAAGGCCUUGGAGGUUUCGCUCGUCGAAUGCCAUGGAACCGGAACUGCGCUCGGAGAUCCCAUUGAGGUAGGAGCGCAGGAGAAGAUCUAUGGCAAGGAUCGUGCAGAUCAGGACCAGCUGAUUCUCGCGGCUGUGAAGUCGGUUAUUGCUCACUUAGAGGGAGCAGCCGGUGUGGCAGGCCUCACCAAGCUGGUGAAGAUGAUGGAGCACAAGCAGGUGCCGCCAAACCUGCACCUGAAGAAGUUGAAUCCAAACAUCGACCUUUCCAACUUUGCCUGCACCAUCCCCGACUGCGUCAUUGACUGGAAUCCCCCUGCGGGUGCCGUUCGUGUGGCCGGCGUCAGCUCCUUCGGCUUCUCGGGCACCAACUCGCACGUCAAUCUGCAGGAGGCACCCCAGGCUGAGCUCGAUGCUGUGCUGCAAGCCGCCGCCGAGAGGUCCCCACUGGUCUGGUCUCGGAGCGACUUGUCUUACAAGGAUUGGGCCAAGCAGCUUUGGUCCACCAUUGCGUGGCAGCCGCUGCCGGCCAGCCAAGCUACCGUGGAUUCCGCCGAAGACUGGCUGGUGCUGGGCGGAGGCGAUCUGGUGUCGACAGCCGCGAAGGCGGCCCUGCCCAAGGCCACGCAGGUGGACAUGAGGCGACUCGCAAGCAGCAAAGACAUCGAGAAGCUGCUCUCUGAAAGGACCUGGCAGGUGCUCAUCUUUGCAGAGCCCUUGGUUGCAGAAGACCCAAAGCUGGACGGCCCGACCUUGGCAGCUCUGCUGCGCUUGGUGCAGGCUCUUUCCCAAGAGAAGCGCUCCCUGAAGCUGGUGCUCAUGUCUCUCGGUGCACAGUCGGCCUCCUCCGGAGCCUCCGGAAUCGGUCGUGGCUUGCUGGGUGCUUCGUGUUGGGGCUUCAUGCGCUCCGUUCGUCUGGAAGUUCCCAGCCUGCAGCUGCGGACCGUGGACUUCGCCACGGAUGCAGAUCUCUCCGACUUGUUGCCGAAGGAGCUGGCAGCUGCCGGAGACUGGCCAUCGGAUGAGGAGAAAGCCGCCGAAAGUGCGGAGAUCGCCUACAUCCAAGGCGAGCGAUGCACUCCAAGGCUCAAGCUAACACCCGUUACACCCGGCACGCAUAAGUUGGAGGCAAAUGGGAGCCACAUGAUCAGCGGCGGUUUCGGUGGCCUUGGCCUCUCAAUCGCACAGGAGCUCGUUGACAUGGGAGCUCAAAGCCUGAUUCUGGUGUCCCGCAGCGGACGAGUCUCCGACGAUGAGAAGUUGCAGCAGAUGUUCAAAGAGCUCCAGGCAUCUCCUGCGACGGUCCACACGUGGUCCUGCGACGUCGCCGAUGCAGGCAAGACGCGUGAGAUGCUGAAGAAGACCAAGUCCAUGGAGGCUCCUUUGCAAAGUGUGGUGCACGCCGCCGGCAUCAUCGACUUCUGUGAGCUCGGUAAUCUGACUACAGAGGGUAUGGAUGCGGUCUUCAAGCCAAAGGUCCUGGGGGCCUGGAACCUACACAGCGAGAUCAACUCGGGAGAAGUGGACCUGGCAGCCUUCGUGCUGUUCUCCUCCGUCUCCUCCUUGGUGGGACUGUCCUCCGGCAUCACCUACUCGACGUCCAAUGCCUAUCUCGACGGUCUCAGCUUGUGGCGCCGCGCGGCCGGCUUGGCAGCGACCAGCUUGCAGUGGGGUCCAGUCGCCGAUGUCGGCAUGGCGGCCAAGGGCGAAGCCCAUGGUGCAUCCGACUCGGCACUAAAGCUGAUCUCCCCCAAGCAUGUCCGCAAUGCAUUCCACCGCGUGCUCGCGAAGCCUCGCCUGGCACUGCCGCCUGCGCUGCUCUUUGCAAGAGCCGAUUGGUCGCGCUUCAUGCAGCAGGCCAGCAGCUCCGUCGCUGCUCCCAGCGCCCUCCUGUCGGCCCUUGAGGGCUUGUCCCCGGAGGCAGUGCAGAGCCUCUUGGGUCGCAUUGCUACCCGAACAACGGAGAAUCGGCAACAGUUUCUGCCCAUCAAAAGCUGUGCAUCGGAAACCAGCGUUCUGCGGAAACUGCGCAUCGGAAAAACGACGCACAUCGGAAACUGCGCAAUGGAACCGACACUGCGAAUCGGAAACGGCGGAGGGGAAGCCUAUGAUGACGUCUAUUCUACCGGUGCUUCCAGAAUUAACAGCAUCCAUGCCCGAACGAUGAUAACAAUGCCGCCCGUGCAUCGACUUCCGGGAGCAUCCGUGCCCAAUAGCGUCCCCCGAGCCACCACGCCCAGCAAAGGUAAGCUGACGGCGACAGUCUUGGACGUGGCCCAGGGUGUGUUGGGAGAGACCUUGGAGGAAGAUGCCCCACUCAUGGAGGCGGGCUUGGACUCGCUCUCCGCUGUGGACUUCCGAAACCAGGUAGCAAAGCAGUUGCCAGGACUGAAGCUGCCAAACACGCUGAUGUUCGACUAUCCCAGCCCGGGUGCCAUUGCAAAAUACGCUGCGGCUCAGCUGGCACCAUCCGCUGCACCAGCACUGCCCGUCAUCCGUGCACCGGUGGCAGACGAGAGGGGGCCACUCGCAGCGUUGUCUACUGCAUGCCACUUCCCUGCUGAUGGGGAUGAUUCCCAGACUUUCUGGGCAGCCUUGGUGAGUAAAACGGACGGCGUCACCGAGAUCCCCUACGAUCGAUGGGACGUAGACGAGUAUUAUGAUGCUGCUCCUGGCACCGUUGGACGAAUGUAUGUUCGCCAUGCUGCAUUCGUGAAGAAUGCUGAAUGCUUUGAUGCCGCGCUGUUCAGCAUCUCCGGCGCAGAGGCUGCGAGCAUGGACCCCCAGCAGCGACUCCUUCUGGAGAUCGUUCAGGAAGGAUUCCACGCCGCCAAGUCGCUGCUGAGCAUCGGAGGCGCAACGUCACCGCUCAGCACCAAGGACAUCGGAAGUUUCGUCGGUGAGUGCAACAACGACUGGGGCCACUUCAAGAAUCUCGAGACGGAGAAGAUGAACCCUUUCAGUGGCACGGGUGGUUCCAUGUCCAUCUCCUCCAAUCGCCUUGCAUACGUCUUCGGCUUCAAAGGCCCGAGUGUCACCUCAGAUACGGCUUGCUCCUCAUCGCUGAUCGCGCUGGACAUUGCGGCUGCGAACAUCGGGCGAAGUCGUUGCAUGGCGGCGGUGUCAGCCGGUGUGAACAUGAACCUGCUGCCCGGGCCAUUCGUGGCAUGCUGUCAGGCACGUAUGCUUUCAGAAGGCGGCCGAUGCAAGACCUUUGAUGCCUCCGCAGAUGGCUAUUCUCGGGGCGAGGGUGCGGGAACUGUCCUGGUGCGGCGCCUGUCGGAUCUCGGAGACAUGAGCGUAGCGGCCGUGAGUGGCACGGCAGCGAACCAGGAUGGCAGGAGCUCCUCCCUGACGGCUCCCAACGGCCCUGCGGGCCUUGCACCAAGUGCCGCGGAUUUCAUUGAGACGCACGGCACCGGCACCGGCUUGGGUGAUCCCAUUGAAGUCGGAUCUCUCUGCAACACGAUGGGCCAGAACCGCAGCACUGCUCUGCAGGUGGGAGCCGUGAAGACGAAUGUCAGCCAUCUGGAGGGUGCUGCAGGUAUCGCCGGUCUCCUGAAGGCUUUGUCGGCCAUGGUCCACAGCCAGGUGCCCCCAAACCUUCACUUGGCCAGCCUCAACCCCCACAUGGACAUCGAAGAUGUGAAGUUCAGCUUCCCUACGGAAGCCGUGGUGGAGCUCUCCCGCGAGACGCUUCGCACCUUCGGGCUCUCUUCCUUCGGAUUCGGUGGCACGAACACGCACGUCACGGGCCUCGCCCCGGCCGGAGAGAAGCAGCAGGAACCUGCAGAGGAGAAGAUCGUCUUCAACCGCCAGCGGUUUGGUUGGUCUCAGACGAAGCACCCCUUGUCAGUGGCACCGCGCAAAGGUGGCGAGCCGGGACUUCAAGUCUUCUCCGCCCCGAUCAAGGGCAAGGUUCUCGAACUCCUGUCGCACCACAUCAUCUAUGGCGAGAUCGUGGUUCCAGGUGCAACGUAUAUCGAGAUGGUGAUCGCAACUUCGGCUUUCCGCCUCGGCAUGGAGGGCAGGCGCUUCGCGUUAGAGAACAUCGGCUUCCAAAACCCCUUGGUGCUUCGGCCAUCCAACGAUGACAAGGUAAAUCCAGAACUGAACCCCGGUGUGGAUCUCUACUUGCAGAUCCAGGAGAAUACGGGCCGUUGGUCCAUGAGCAGUGUGGAGUCCGGUUCGUCCGACGUCAUCAACACACAUGCGGAGGGCUCAUUGAGCUUUCUGGGACCAAAGGGCUCCUCCAGUGCUGCCGAGCUUCGGCACCUACCGCUCGAAGAGAUCCGCUCGCGCUGUCCGGAGGAGGUUGAAGACUCCCGGAUGUAUGUGCCCUUUGCGAACAUCGGUUUGCCUUUGCAGCCGCGCUUCCGAACAGUCCGCAGCAUCAAGCGCUCCCAGGACGAAAUCAUCGCCUGGGUGGCCGCGCAAGAGGAUGGCACCAAUGCCGGCUUCAUCUUUGGUCCCGCCGUCAUCGACGGUAGCUUCCAGGCAAGCUGCGCUUUCCAAAAUCUGGAGGCGCUGCCCAGCCUCCGAAUUCCGCUGUCCAUCGACCGCGUGCAACUUCUGGGCCAGGGCUUCUCCCCCAAGGUUUGGGUGCACCACACUCUGCUGGACAACAGCGAAAAGCAGAUGGAGACCAAUGUGCAACUGGCGCGAGACGACCUGACGGUGAUCCUAACGAUGGAUCGUAUGCGGCUCCGAGAAGUGCGACCGGAGCACAUCGCAAAGAUGCUGGCUGCUUCCGCCGGUGAUGCCGAUGAGGACCUGCUUGAAGUCGAGUGGGCUCCUCUCGAGGGGAAGUUGGGGAAAGCGGAAGACAAGGCCCACUUGGCACGGCCCCUCUUCGUGGGAGCAAGCGCCGAGCUUGAGCCGGUUCUGGCGAGGGAGUUCGCACAAGCAAGCUUCGCGCGUGGUGACAAGGAAUCCUUGGAGCAACAGCUCCAGCAAGGUGGCAUCACCGCUGUGGUACAUGUGGCCGCGCUGGGAGAAGCCAACGAGAUGGAUGCCUUGCAUUCAGCGCUCGUCUUGGCUCAGAUUGCUGCCCAGCGGGUUGCUGCUAAGUCGGGUGUUCCACCCAUUUGGUGGGUCACACAUGGCACGCAGGAAGGUACGAUCCGCAGCUACAUGCACUCCGGUCUCUGGGGUCUUGCGCGAACGUUCCGCAUGGAGGAACGGGGAGUUGAGCUUCGCUGCCUGGAUCUGGAUGGAUCGCUGGCUACUUGCGACGAUCUGGUUUCCGACCUGAAGCACUGGCUGACAGUCUUGAAGGGAAGUGAAGCCGAGACGGAGGUGGUGGUUACCGCCACAAGUGGUGGAUCUGCCAGCGUCUCGCGCCUUUCCCGAAGCAAGGCACUGCCCAUGAAGGCCACGGAGCUCCUCAUGUCCUCGCGCGGGAGCCUCUCCAACCUCAGGCCUAUCACCCAGGAGUCCCGACGGGCGCCGGAAGCGACAGAAGCGGAGCUGCGGGUGCGAGCAGUCGGCCUAAACUUCAGAGACGUACUCAACGUGAUGGGCCUGUAUCCUGGAGAUCCUGGCCCUCCUGGUGCGGACAGUGCAGGUACCGUCCUCUCGACCGGCAGCGCCAUCUCGCAUAUUCGUCGUGGCGACGAUGUCUUCGGCGAGUCACCCGGGUGCUUGAAAGUCUACAACGCCGGCCCCGGUGCGCUUCUGACCCCGAAGCCACCGAGCUGGUCCUUCGAGGAGGCCUGCUGCAUGCCCGUGAUCUUCGUCACGGUGGAAGAGGCCUUGGGCGACUUGGCCCAGCUGAAGCGCGGGGAGCGCGUGCUCAUCCACGCGGCGGCUGGCGGCGUCGGCCUCGUGGCGAUCCAGUACGCGCAGUUCGUCGGAGCCGAGGUGUAUGCCACUGCCGGUGCCGACGAGAAGCACCAGUUCCUCCGAUCCAUGGGGGUGAAGUACAUCACGAGCAGCAGGAACGGUGCAAAGUUUGAAGAGGACAUGAAAGCCUUCCUGGCGGAAGCCGGCGAUGACGGAAUUGAUGUGGUGCUCAACAGUCUCAGCCACGACGACUACAUUCCGAGAUCUUUGGCUCUUCUUCGCAAGGGCGGCCGUUUCAUGGAGAUCGGCAAGCGGGGCAUUUGGAGCCACGAGCAGAUGUUCGAGGCGCGGCCGGAUGUCAUGUACGAGAAGAUCGCGGCAGACACAAUGAUGGACAAGGAGCCGUGGCGUUACAACGGUUACAUGAAGCGCCUCAUCAGUCGCGUGGACGAAGGUGGUUUGAAACCCAUCAACAUGCACGUCUUUGACGGCAUGGAGACGGGAGUCAAGGCAAUGCAGUUCCUCCAGCGCGCCCAGAACAUCGGAAAAGUGGUGAUUAGCCAGCCCAGCACUCUGGCUCUCAAGCCGGAGUCCCACUAUGUCCUCAGUGGAGGAAUGGGAGCUCUUGGCAUGGUCACGGCACAGUACCUCCUGGAGGAGGGGGCGAAGUCGAUGACUCUGCUUUCCCGCAGUGGCCGGCCGUCGGCAGACAUUACGGAGCUUUGGAAAGCCCUGCAAGACUCCAGCGUGGAGCUGCAGGCGAGCCCGUGCGACAUCGGAGUCUUGGAUGCCGUGCAGUCCUUGGCCCAGAAGCUCAGGGAGGAGAAAAAGGAAACGGCUGGGCUGAUCCACUUGGCGGCUGUCCUGGAUGAUGCCACGCUUCCCAAGCUGACCCGAGGUCACCUGGAAAGAUCCUACGGGGCCAAAGUCUGGGGAGCCCGGCAUCUCCGGUUUUGCCUUCAGACGAAGAGCUCCUGGGACUUUUCCCUGCUCUUCUCCUCGACCUCCGCCCUGCUGGGCUCGCCAGGUCAGGGCAACUACUCUGCGGCCAACGCAGCAUUGGAUGGCCAUGCGCGCUACUGGAAGAAGUCCUUGCAGGAGCCCGUCGUGUCCGUGCAGUGGGGCCCGUGGAAGGAAGUGGGCAUGGCAGCUCAGAAGGGCACGGUUGAACGUCUUCGUGCUUCUGGUGUGGGAAGCCUCACAAACGCCUUUGGCAUGGCUGCGCUUGCUGGGUGCAUGCAGUCGCUGCCUUCAACAACGAUCGUGGCACAACCAAUGCGCUGGGCAGUGUAUCUCAAGCAGUAUCCGAAAGUCCCGCCUUUCUUGUCCCGCUUUGCCAGCGAGGUGAAGACAGCGAAGCCGAAGAAGGCCGCGACCCCUGCCUUUGCUGGGGCUCGGGCUGCCAUGCCGGCCGCAGUGCCGCAGGUGGACAAGGUGUCUCUGAAGCAGAUGCUUCAGAGCAUUGCUUCGGAAGUGGCCGGUGGCGGAGUGGUGGAUCAAGACGCUCCCCUCAUGGACUCCGGAAUGGACUCCCUCUCAGCUGUGGAGUUCCGGAAUCGGUUCACGAGCAAGAUGCCAGGAGUGAACCUGCCGAACACGCUGAUUUUCGAUUACCCCACCAUCUCCUCCAUUGCCGACUUCACGGCCAGCCAGAUGGGACCCGCGCCAGGUCCGGCGAUGGCCAACGGCUUCCCGGAGGCCAUGGUUUCCGCUGGCCCGAGCCCGACCGAGGUGAAGGAGCUGCUGAAGCGCAUUGCUUCCGACACGACCGGUGGCAUAGUCGAGGAAGACAAGCCCUUGAUGGAGUCUGGCAUGGAUUCGCUCUCCGCCGUAGAGUUCCGCAAUCGACUCUCAAGCGAACUUCCUUCCCUGGACUUGCCAAAUACGCUGAUCUUUGACUAUCCCACAAUCGCCAGCGUCGCUGGCUACGCCACGGAGCAGCUGGGCCCCGGCCCGGGUACCGCUUCGAUUGCCAUGCCAGGUGCGGCUCCGCGAGGUCCGCCGGGGAGUUUGGAUGAGCAGCUCUCCGUUGCAGGAAUGGCUGCAUACUUCCCUGGUGCAUCAUCCACCUGCAAGAGCUUCCACUCUGCUCUGACCAAGGGAGUGGAUGGCGGCGUGGAAGUGCCGUUCACACGCUGGGAGCUGGAGGAGGUCUGGGACCCGAACCCGGAUGCCCAGGGCAAGAUGUAUCCACGACACGGCAACUUUGUCGAAGGUGCGGAGUUCUUCGAUGCCAAGUACUUCGGCAUUUCACCGCCGGAGGCACGCGCGAUGGACCCUCAGCAGAGACUGCUCCUCGAGACGUCGAUGAAUGGUCUGCUGGAUUCAGGGCUGACGAAGGCAGAGCUCAUGGGAAGCGAGGUCGCCGUGCACGUGGGCCUUGCGAACAACGACUGGAUCCAAAUGCAGAGCUGGGACUUCAAGAAGAUCAGUCCCUACACGGCCACAGGAAUGUCCUUCUCUGUCUCAGCAGGCCGAAUCUCUUACGCUUUAGGGCUGAAGGGACCAAGUUACAUCGUGGACACGGCAUGCUCUUCUGCACUGGUCGCCCUCGAUUGCUCUGCCACCGCGCUGAGAAAGGGCCGAUGCAUGGCAGCCCUGAACACGGCAGCCAACAUCAUGGCCAGUGCAACGACAUACAUCAGCUUCAGCAAGCCGCGAAUGCUGUCGGCAAAGGGGCGCUGCUUCACCUUCGAUGCGUCAGCUGACGGAUAUGCCCGAGGUGAGGGUGCCGGAGCUGUGGUCCUUCGUCAGCCGGGAGAUGCCAUCUCUGCCGCAGCGACCGUUCAGACACCCUCUGCCAGCUUGGAGCGCUGUGCGCUUUUGGGUGUGGCUGUGAACCAAGAUGGCCGCAGCUCCACGCUGACGGCGCCGAAUGGCCCCUCGCAGCACAUGGUCAUGAUGAUCGCUCUGGCAGAGGCGCGGCUCGCACCGCAGGAAAUCGUCCACAUGGAGUGUCAUGGCACCGGGACUCCGCUGGGUGACCCCAUUGAGAUUGGUGGCAUCAAGUCUGUAAAUGCUUCCCGAAGCGCUGAAACACCAAUCGUCCUUGCAGCUGUGAAGUCCAACUGCGGGCACUUGGAAGGCCCUGCCGCCUCCACAGGCCUCAUCAAGUCUGUUGUGAUGAUGGAGCACGCAGCCUCCAUGGCUUCGCUGCAUCUUCGCCAGCUGAAUCCGAGCGUGGCAGCCUUGCACGACCUCCCGGGCAUCUUUGUCACCGAAUCCGUGUGCAUCUCCAAGCUGGCCGGCAAGAUGGCGCAAGGCAAGGGCGAAGUUGCGCGCUUGGGAGGAGGCCUCUCGUCCUUCGGCUUCGGUGGAACCAAUGCGCACGGGGUCGUGUCUGCUGCCACGGAGGCAGGGGAAGCUUUCCGCAUGGAGCUGGCCCGCAAGGAGGCCACGGCACCGCCCAGGCCCUUGCCCGUGGCCUUCGAGCGCCGGAACUUCGCGUGGCGAGAGGUGGGCUACCGCUUCUUGCGAGCCAAGCCCAGCGAAGGCAUCUUUGAAGUGGCAAUGCGCAUGGACGUCUACGAGGUGGUGAAGCACCAUGUCGUCUUCGGCUCUAUCGUGGUGCCGGGCGUCGUCUUCGUGGAGAUGGCCCUGGAGGCCACGAGGGAGCUCUUUGGCCCCGGAGUGCGAAUUACGGAUGUGAACAUGAUGUUCCCCUUCGUCAUCCCGCUUCGAACCACUGGCGCCGAGCCUGCGGCGAUCAUGCGCUUCGUCCUCAAGUCCGACACCCGCUUCCAGAUCGAAAGCACCUCGGCAACAGGGACCGUCACGGUUCACGCCGAGGGCGGCAUCAACCGCGCGCCACUCCGGGGCGAAGAAGCGGAGGUGGACAACGCGGCCAAGGCCACUCCUGUCGACCUCGAGUCUUUGAAGGCUCGUGUGGUUGAGGUCGUUCCCACGAAAGAUGUCUAUGCUGCCAUUGACGGCGUGGGCUUGUAUUUGGGUCCAAUGUUCCAAACAGCCAAGCAGCUCUGGCGCAAAGAGCCGGAUGAGGACAGUGAGAGCAAGGUCAUUGAGGUCUUGGGACGGCUGAAGCUGGAUGAUGGCGUUCCGAACGUUGGCUAUGUCCUGCAUCCGGCAGUCUUCGAUGGUACGAUUCACAGCUUAGGAACGGCGUCUGUUGGCAAGAACGUGAAUGACCUGAAGAUCUUCGGUGGUGUGGGCCGCGUCUCCAUCAUCCAAAGUGAGAACUUCUCCCAACAGGACGAGUACUGGAUCUGGCUGAGCAUCAAGGAGAAGCUCGAGGCUUCAGAGACCUUUGACCUAAAGGUCAUGUCCAGCAAUGGCACCGUGCUGAUGCUCAUGGACAAUGUGGUCUUCCGCAAGGUGCUACCCGAGCAGAUUCAGAUGGCGAUCGCUGCACAGUCAACUCCGGAAGAUGACCAGAAGAUCUACGAGAUCGAAUGGCAGGCAGCGACCGAAGUGGAGGAGAGUGCGGACGCACCUGAAGAGCGCUGGCUUGUCCUUUACCAUAAAGCAUCGCAGGGCUUCUUGGAUGAGCUGAAGUCUCUUCUCGGCAGCAAUCACUGCUUCGCGAGCCUUGACACUUCCGCAGAGUGGGGCAAAAUGCACGACUACUCCAGGGUGAUCAACAUCGCGGGCAUCGCGGCCUUGCCGAACAACGCAACCGCAGCCGCUGCCGAAGUCUUGGAUGUGCUCGAUCGCACGUUGCGACUGAUGCAAGCCAUGGCCCAGGCUGCCAAGGAGGACGGUGCCGAUGGCAUGCCGGAGCUCUGGCUUCCGAUUUGCCUGGGCAAUGCCGUUGUUGAUGGCGAUCUGGCUUCGGCAUCUGCCAGGCUUCCGGCAAGCCAUGCAGGAAUCUGGGGUCUUGCAAAGGCCUUCCGCAACGAGCACCCAGAGCUUGCCAGCACGGUGACCUUGGACUUGGAGGAGGCGGAUUGCUCCGCAUCGGGUCUGGCCGCGCAGUUGCAAUCCCUUUCAAAGCAGCGGGCUGCUGGUAUGGCAGAGCCGGAGCUCGCGGCGCGGACCGGCGCAAAGCUCAUGCUGCCGCGGCUCGUGGACUCCACCCAGAGGCUGCAGAACGACGUUGGAAAUCCCAGCUUCGGGCCCGAUGGAAUGUACAUGGUGACCGGUGGAACCGGAGCCCUUGGCCUGCUCUUUGUCGACUGGAUGGUCCGCUGCGGUGCACGGCACUUCGCUUUGCUGUCCCGAAGCGGGCAACCGCCAGCGGACUCCAAAGCCGCCUUCCGAAAGCUCGAGAAGCAGAUGGCCAAGAUGAAGGACGUGACCUUCUCCGCGCGCAAAUGCGACAUCGGCUCCGGUGCGGAUGUCUUGCGUGUUACCACGCAAGUGCUGGACGAGAAGCAUGUUGUCAAGGGCAUUGUGCACGCUGCCGGCACCCUGGCAGAUGGCCUCAUCAAAGAUGGCCAGGACCGCACGACCCUGAAGACGGUGUGCUCGGCCAAGGUGGAUGGUUCCCUCCAGCUUCACAAUGCCGCAGACCAGCUGGAUCUACCACUGGAGUUCAUGUGGCUCUUCUCCUCGGUGGCCGCCAUGAUCGGGUCUGUUGCACAGGGCAACUACUGUGCUGCCAACGCUUUCAUGGAUUCCAUGGGUGCACGGCGGCGUGCACGCAACUUGCCGGCCAUCUCCUUGCAGUGGGGCCCCUGGGCAGACGUGGGCAUGGCGGCAAGGGCCGGAACAUCCGAAGGCAGCAUCGCUCGCCUGGAUCCCGAACGGGGCCUCGAAGCGAUGUCUUUGGUCCUCGGAGCGGCGAGCCUCCUCAAACCCGCAGGUACACUGGGCAUUGCCCGCAUCAAGUGGAAGUCGCUCUUGGGGCAGAUGCCCAAGGUUCCACCGGUGCUGAGCAAGUUUGGUGGCAGCAGUGGUCCAAAGAAAGCAUCGGCUGCUGCGGCUGGCGCAGUCGUCAGCGCUGAUGACAUCAAGGGGGUUGUUGUCGGCGUCCUUCAGGAUGUGCUGGAAGGGGAGGGUGACCUGGAUCUGUCCACACCUUUGAUGGAGAUGGGUUUGGACUCCUUGGCUGGCGUCGAGUUCCGCAAUCGGCUCCAAGCAUCGUUUGAAGGACUACAGUUGUCCUCGACGCUCAUGUUCGACUACCCCACCGUGCCAGAUCUGGUGGACUACAUCUACGGUCAGGUGGGACCUGCCGAAGAUGACCUUGCAGCAGGAGGGGGUGCCACGCUGGGUGACAUUGGUGCCAUGCUCUCCAUCGCAAGCCAUGCUGGACGUUAUCCAGGCUGCUUCACGAACAACGUGGAGGAGUACUGGCACAACAUGAGCUUGGGCUUUGACACUACGACAGAGCUUCCGCCAGAGCGAUGGGAUAUGGAUGCCUACUACGACGCCGAUGUUGAUGCACCAGGCAAGACCUACGUGCGGCUGGGCCACUUCAUUCCAGGCAUCGACCAGUUCGACGGGGACUUCUUUGGAGUCUCUGAGGCGGAGCUGCGAUCCAUGGAUCCCCACCAGUGGCUGUCCCUGGAGAUCAGCUACGAAGCCUUCCAUGCAGCCGGCUUCAACAAGGAGUCGCUGCAGGGCAUGGACUGCGGCGUCUUCGUCGGCUGCUGUAACCUGGGAGGAAACGACGUGGACCCGUACGGGUUGGGUCCAUUCUCCAACAUCGGCUUUGCCUACUCUGGCCUGUCAGGUCGCAUCUCGCACGUCCUCUCAUUGCGGGGCCCCUGCUUCACCGUGGACACGGCCUGCUCUUCGACGAUUGUCGCUCUCGACUCCAGCUGCCAAGCUGUCAGGAUGGGAAGGUGCCAGAGUGCUGUGGCAACCGGCGCCAACGUCCAGCUGUCAGGCUGCAUCUGGGUAGGUUUCUCCAAGAUGCGUGGUUUGGCCUUCGACGGCCGCUGCAAGACCUUUGACUCGCGGGCAGAUGGCUUCGCGCGCGGUGAAGGUCUCGGCUCUGCCUUCAUCCGUGGAGGCUCCGAUGCGGAGGUGAACAACUUGGUUGGCCUCAGUGGGGUCGCAAUCAACCAUGACGGGCGUGCGGCGACCAUCACCGCGCCCAAUGGAACGGCACAGCAGCGUGUGCUGCGGGCGGCGUUGGCAGACCGCGGCACCCAAGGCGAAGAUGUAACGUGCAUCGAAUGCCAUGGCACAGGAACGGCACUGGGCGAUCCCAUUGAGGUGGGAGCACAGAAGGCUGUGUAUGGAAAGGGCCGUAGCGAGUCCCAGCCACUGAUUCUCGCAGCUACGAAGUCCAACAUCGGCCAUUUGGAAGGCUCCGCAGGCGUGGCCGGCAUCUCCAAGGUGAUCCUGGCCAUCACCAAGGCACAGAUCACGCCGAACCUUCACUUGGAGAAAUUGAAUCCAAACAUCGACUUGGGUGGCUUCAACACGCUGAUGCCCGAUAAGCUCGUGGAGUGGAAGAGCGCCAGCAUACGAUCCGGUGUGUCAUCCUUCGGCUUCUCCGGCACCAAUGGCCACGGCCUCAUGGAGGCGAUCCUCACGCAGCCGUCUGAGCCAAAGGUGGUGAAGCCCAUGCACUUUGCCCGCAAGGUGCUGAAGCCCUGGAGGGAGUGGAUGCAGAAGGUGGUUUAUUUUGAAGAAUGGGUGAAGGCCGACUACAGCAUGGCUUCCCCCCUUGAUGGGAAACUCAUGCUUGUCACGGAUGGCGGCGCGAUGGCGGGUUCUCUGACUUCAGCCAUGCCCAGCAAGCCGGUAGCCGUGACGGAGGUGGGGACAGCAGCUGACCUCGGCGACAAGAUGAAGAGUGCUGGGACAACCGCAGCUGUCUUUGCACGCUGUUUGGAGGCAGGCAGAGCCGAGCCCCUGCCGGGCUCACACCUUGAGGAAUUGGUCGCCUUCUUGCAGGGCGCCAUGCUGGCGGAGCUCCCGAAGUUGUUAGUCGUGGUGACACGUGGUGCAUACCAUGGCAAACGAGAAAACUUCGAUGCAGGUGCCUUGAUCUGGGGAUUGAUCCGCUCGGCGAGGAUGGAGAUGCCUCGUGUUACGAUCAAGACCGUGGAUGUGGCGGUGGAUGCAAGUCCCGCAGAUAUCGGGAAGGCCAUUGCGGCCGAGUUGCAGGGACCAGAUGGUGACGUUGAGGUUGCUUACACGGCCGAGGGAAGAUGCGUUCCUCGCUUGAUGGAAGCGCCUCAAAACGAGGCUGCGGCCAUGCAGCGGCAGGAUGCUAUGAGAGACUCGGACUCGGCUGUAGACGUCAAGAAGGGCGUUCAGAUCGUGACGGGCGGCUUGGGAGGACUCGGCUUGGUGGCUGCGGAGGAGCUUGCAGCACUUGGAGCACCAGGCCUCCUCCUCACGUCCCGCAGCGGCCGGGUUGCCGAGGGUCAGAAGCGUCUGGAAGAGCAGCUUCGACGGCUGCAGGCCUUGCCCGGCCUGAAGGUGCAGCUGAAGAUCUGCAAUGCCGGCGAAGCAGGAGAUGUCGCCAAGCUUGUCAAGGAGGCCAAAGAUGCAGGCGAACCCGUGCAAGGUGUUGUGCAUGCCGCCGGCGUCAUGGAUCGUUGCCCUCUGCCGGACCUUGACACUGCGCAUCUCAACAAGGUGCUGGCUCCAAAGGCCAACGGCGCAUGGCACUUGCACAGCGAGUGCCCGGACAGUAGCCUCUUCGUUCUCUUCAGCUCGGUCUCCGCCAUUGUAGGCCUUGCCGGCUCUGCCUCCUACUCUUCUGCCAAUGCGUACUUGGAUGCCUUGGCCAGCUGGCGUCGUGGCGCUGGCCGCUCCGGCGUGAGCCUUCAGUGGGGCCCCGUGUCUGAGGUGGGCAUCACCGCGGCAGCAGGCAGUGAUAACCUGGAGGCCAUGGCCCUGAAAACGCUGUCGCCAGCGCAAGUGGGCAGCGCGUUGCGCCUCUGCCUCGCGGCCCCUACGCCUCGUGCCGAAGUCAUGUUGGCCAGAGUCGACUGGCCAUCCUUCAUGCGAGAGAUUGGCAUGGAGAUCCCGCAGCUCAUGGAUCUGAAGUCCAAGGAGGACUCUGCGGGAGCCGGCAAGACGGUUCAAGGUGCCGGAAGUGCUUUGGCACAGCUACCGCUGGAGGAACGUCGCGGAGAAGUGCUGAAGUCAAUCAGGGCUGCGGCUUCGGGCAUGGGUUUGGAAAUGGAUGACAACACGCCUCUCAUGGAGGCCGGGAUCGACUCGCUGUCUGCUGUUGAAUUCCGGAACAAGGUCUCGAACGAGUUCCGCUCGGUCACUUUGCCAAGCACUCUGAUGUUCGACUACCCCACCCUCACUGCGCUUGCGGAUUACGUUUCCGAGCAGCUGGUGCCGGACACAACGGCCCCAGGGCUGCCGACCCUUGCUAUGCCUCCGCCGGGAGCCCCUUCUUCCAACGAGGCUAUUGCAGUUCUGGGAGGCGCCUGCCAUCUCCCAGGUGACAGUUGGUCUUUGGAAAAGUUUGAUUUCAUGCUCUCCCAGGGCGUGGACUGCAGCGUGGAAAUGCCGCAGAGCAGAUGGGAUGUGGACGAUUACUACGACCCCGAUGCAACAACUGGCCUGAAGAUGUACGUGAAGCAUGCGGCCUUCAUCGAAGGCGUUGAGCUCUUCGCGGCCGCUGCUUUCAACAUCAACAAGGCCGAAGCUGAGACCAUGGACCCACAGCAACGGCACCUGCUGGAGGCAGCCUUCGAGGCUUUCACAGCGGCCGGCCUCGGCAAGAGCAGCCUCAUGGGCAGCUACGGAGGCGUCUUCGUGGGCCAGGACAAGUGCGAUUGGAAUCGAAUGAUCACCGGCGACCAAAGCGGUCCCUAUGCAGCCACCGGUGGCUCCUCGUCCAUCAGUGCGAACCGCAUCAGCUAUGUGCUGGGACUGAAGGGUCCGAGUGCAACAAUGGACACGGCAUGUUCGUCGUCCUUGGUUGCAGCGGACACUGCCGCAGUCACUCUUCGACGCAGAAGAUCCGAGUUGGCAGUGGUGUGCGGUGUGAACAUGACUUUGCUUCCGCAGACUUUCGUUGCCUGCUGUCAGGCCCAAAUGCUCUCAAAGAGUGGACGGUGCCGCACCUUUGAUGACACUGCCAGUGGAUAUGCUCGCGGUGAAGGCGUGGGUGCCCAAGCCCUGGAGCGUCUCGGAAGUCAGGUAAGCGCAGGCCCAGAUGCAGGGCUGUUGGCAGAGCUGCAUGGUUCAGCUCUGAACCAAGACGGACGAAGCUCGAACCUCACCUCGCCCAACGGCCCAUCACAGCAGGCAGUGGUGUUGGCUGCACUUGGAGAAGCCCAAGUCCAACCGGCUCAGCAUGUCUGUGUGGAGACCCAUGGUACAGGCACAGCCCUUGGAGACCCCAUCGAAGUCGGAGCUUUGAAGGCGGUUUUGGGAGGCGCCAACCGGCUCCAGACGGUGCAGCUCGGCGCGGCGAAGACCAACGUUGGCCACUUGGAGGGUGGUGCGGGGAUGGUCGGACUCACCAAGCUGGCGUCGAUCCUCUCCCGCAACUGCUUGCCGGCCAAUCUGCACCUCCGCGUCAUGAACUCCCAUAUCUACGAUGACAUGGAAGACUUCCCUGUGAACUUUGUUUCGGAUGCAUGCCCCAGUCAAGCGAUAGCAGCUGCCUCCGUGUCCUCCUUCGGUUUCGGCGGCACCAACGGACAUGUUCUGCUGGUCCGGCCAGAAACUUCUAAAGCAGGACGGGCAGCUGUGAAGCGCUCGGCGGCCGACUUGGAGCGUCAGGCCUACCCCUGGCGGGAAGCCAGCCAUCCCCUGCUGAAGCGGCGAACCACGAGAGCAGAUGGAGCCACCGUGUUCAGCUGCUCCUUCGGCGGCCAUGUUCUCGCUCUCCUCUCCCACCACAUCGUGCACGGCGAGGUUGUCGUUCCCGGCGCGUGCUAUUUGGAGAUGAUCGUCGCCGGAUGUACGACCUUUGUAGGCAGUGAAGCUUGGUGUGUGGAGAAUCUCGGAUUCGCAAAGCCCUUGGUGCUGCGGCUCCUGCCAGACGGAUCCUUGGAGGAGCCCACAGAGAUGCGCUUGGUCCUACGCCCGGAUGGACGGCUUGAGGUGGAGAGUGAGAUCGGCAGCGACCCUGAGGACAGCAUCGUCUCGGUGCAUGUGGAGGCAACACUGGUGAUGAAGUCCGGCGGCUGGGUCAAGACGAACCGACCAGAGCAGGACGGCUUUGACCUGAACCAGCUCCGAACGCAGUGCCCAGAGCCCGUGGACAUUGACCUCAUGUACUCGUUCGGCCGCAAGAGUGGCCUGCCGCUCCAGCCGCGCUUCCGUACCGUGCGACAUGUGCAGAAGGGAGACAAAGAGUCGUUCGCGCGCCUGGAGAUGGAGAAGGAUGGAACUCACGUCGGCUUCUGGCUUGGGCCCUCGCUGAUUGACGGUUCCUUCCAAGCAUCCAUGGCACUGGCGGAUGCGGCGACGGGAAUUGGCACCCUGAAAAUUCCGCUCUCUAUUCGACGGCUUCAGCCGUGCGGCCGGCCGUUUUCUAUCGGUGUGUGGUCAUAUUUCCAGCUCAUCGACUUCACUGACAAGUCUACCGUCUUCCGCUCAUGGCUCCUGAACGAUGCAGGUGAGGCAUUGCUUUACUUCGACCACGUCCACCUGCAGGAGGUUCGUGAUGAGCACAUUCAGAAGGUGUUGCAGGCCUCGGGACGCCAAGGCAUGGAGCAGCAGAUGCUGUACGAUGUCAGCUGGCGAUCGACUCCGGUUCAGGACCCUGCCGCGACGUCCGCGUUCCGGUGGCUGCUCCUCGGCAGCUCCUCCAGCCUCCAAAAGCUGAAGGCGGCCGAGGCAGAUCCACGGUGCCGAUGUGCGGAACUGGACCUGGACGGCGAGGACCUGCCUGCGCUGCUCACCGAAGAGGCGUGGACCGCCGUGAUCCUCGCCGAUGGCUUGAUGGCCACGGAUGCCAGCAACAGCGCUUGGGCUGCGUCUCCUGCAGACUCCGCUGCUCCAGGUGGCGAGCACAGCGACGUGAGUGUUCUGGAGCGUGCUAUGGUCCUUACCAAGGCAGCUGCGAAGUUGGGAAGCAAGGCUCCCUUGGUGGUCUUGCCGACCUACGGAGCCCAGCCGCUGGCAGCAGAGCAGAGUGAGAAGCGACGGCGAGGUGCGCCGGACCACAGUGGCCUGUGGGGCUUCGCGCGUGCUGUGCGAAUGGAAUAUCCAGGAGCACUCCGGAUCACAUGCGUUGACCUGGACGCAAGCAAAGAAUCGGAUGCCUGGGCCCAGCUCUCCACGGACAUUUUGCCGGCCUUGCCAGCAGAGGAAGAGGAGAUCGCGAUCCGAGAUGGAGAGAUGAGUGCCGCAAAGCUGGCGCGAUCUGUUGUGAAGUAUACCGGAGCAGUGCGACUGAACAUGCCUGCUCGUGGAUCCCUCACUGGUCUGCGAGUGGUACCUCAAGCCGACACUUCCGUACGAGCGGCAGCAGCACCAGGGAUGGCACAGCUGCGCAUUCGUGCCGUCGGUCUGAACUUCCGUGAUGUCUUGAAUGUCAUGGGGCUUUACCCCGGCGAUCCGGGUCCACCUGGUGCAGACUGCGGUGGCACAGUCAUCGGCCUUGGGGACAAUGUGCCGCACCUGCGACUGGCAGAGGACAUCUUUGGCGAGUCGCCCGGGUGCCUCAGCACAUACAACACAAGCUCCGCAGCCUUACUCUCUCCGAAGCCCACUUCCUGGACUUACGAGGAGGCCUGCUGCAUGCCUGUGAUCUUCGUCACCGUCGAGGAGGCCUUGGGUGACCUUGCGAAGCUGAAGCGCGGCGAGCGAGUCCUCAUCCACGCAGCAGCUGGGGGCGUGGGGCUGGUGGCCAUCCAGUACGCUGCCUUCGUCGGUGCAGAGGUCUAUGCCACCGCCGGAGCAGACGAAAAGCACGAAUUCUUGAGAGGGCUGGGUGUGAAAUACAUCACCAGCAGCAGAAAUGGCCAGAAGUUCGAGGAUGACAUGAAGCAGCUCCUUAAGGAGCAGGGAGUGGAUGGAAUCGACGUCGUGCUCAACAGUCUCAGCCACGAUGACUACAUUCCGCGAUCUUUGGCCUUGCUCCGCAAGGGUGGCCGAUUCAUGGAGAUCGGCAAGCGUGGAAUCUGGUCCCACGAGCAGAUGUUCCAAGCCCGCCCAGAUGUCAUGUAUGAGAAGAUUGCUGCAGACACGAUGAUGGAAAAGGAGCCAUGGAAGUACAACGCGUACCUGAAGAGGCUCUUAGAGCGCGUGGACGAUGGAGGGUUGAGUCCGAUCAACAUGCACAUCUUUGAUGGCAUGGAGAAGGGUGUCGCGGCCUUGCAGUUCCUCCAGAGGGCGAACAAUAUCGGAAAAGUCGUCAUCAGUUCGCCGAGUCGCUUGCUCUGCACUCCGGAGCAGAUGCCAGUCCUGUCUGGCGGCCUUGGUGCGUUGGGAGUGGUCACAGCACAGUUCCUGGUCGAGGAAGGUGCCAAAGCUCUGUGCCUCCUGUCGCGCAACGGCCAGCCAGCCAAGGAUGUUGGACCACAGUGGUCUUGGCUCCAGAAAUCUGCCGUGCAGCUCCGCAUCGAGAAAUGUGACGCUGGAAAGAAGGAGUCCGUGACGGCCUUGCGUGAUGCCCUGGCAGGAAGCACUCUGGGAGGUCUCCUGCACCUUGCUGGGGUGCUGGCUGAUGGGGUCCUGCCAAGUCUCAACCGCGAGAGCUUGGAUCGAUCCUAUGGCCCCAAGGUGCAUGGCCUCUUCAACUUGUGCCGUAUCCUGGAUUUCCACAAAGCGGCGCCUCACUUGCUCUUCUCCUCCACCUCGGCACUCUUCGGAUCGCCAGGCCAGGCGAACUAUUCGGCCUCCAAUUCCGUGCUGGACUCCUUGGCGCCCUUCUGGAGUUCGCAGGACCCGGAUGGAGGCGACUUCCUCUGGCGAAACGCCCGGUCGGUGCAAUGGGGACCCUGGGCCGAGGUGGGCAUGGCGGUGCAGGCAAACACGCUGGGACGUGCCAAGUCCAUGGGUGUCGGUGCUUUGACCAACGCCCAAGGCCUCGCCAUCAUGAGCAGUAUCCUCAGCAGCUCCAACCUCCUGGUUGGUGCCGUGCCGGUGCGUUGGGGCAAGUAUCUGAAGAGCGCCUACCCGCAAGUGCCCAGCUUCCUCAAGGACUUCGAAGCGGAAGCCAAGAAGGAGGCUGCCGAGGCUCGGGCUGCCAAGGGGGCCCCCGGCGACGGGGCUCUCGGAGCGCUCAGCGGUCUCAGCGGGCCGGAGCGCCUGGCGGCUGUUCUCAGCAGCCUCAGAGAUCUUGCUCGUGAGGUAGUCGAUUCUCCUGACCUGGAAGCCGACAAUCCUCUGAUGGAUGCUGGCAUGGAUUCUUUGUCAGGUGUGGAAUUCAGAAAUCGUUUGCAGACGGAGUUUGACGGUGUCAAUCUCCCGAACUCCAUGGUUUUUGAUUAUCCCACUAUCACCGAACUUGCUGGCUUCAUCGACGGCCAGCUUGGAGAUGCACCAGAAUCUUCGACGCCAGCCGUAUCCACGUCUGCAGCCCCACCGCAAGCGCAAGAGCCUUUCGUGGAACCGCUCAAUGCACUGUGCAAUGGAGGCUCUGAGACUGCGGCUAGCAAGCCAGUGUUCCUGGUACCAGGUGCAGGCAUGCAAGCGGGAAGCUUUAGAACCCUCGCCGCGCGCCUUGCCUUGGCCAGCUACGGGUUGAGCUGGCCCAAGAGUAUCCCCAGAGAAGAGUGGCCAAGCAGUCUCAAGGAGCUUGCCGAGCUCUUCUUCGAGGAGAUUCAGAAGGUCCAGCCUUCCGGCCCCUACAUUUUGGCGGGGCACUCCUUCGGCGCCAACGUCUGCUUGGAGAUCGCAGCCGUCGCUUCCUCGAAGGGGCAGCAAGUAUCUAUGGUAAUUCUGCUGGAUCCUCGAAGCUUGCUACCACUGCAAGUGGACGUGCAAGCAGCUUUUGCCAAGUCAGGCCUUGUCGAAAGCCUGGCGCUGCUGGCGCAGACUCUUCCGGGUGUAGAAGGAGCGCGCUAUGCAGAGCUCGUGGAAGCCCACGCCGGGGACGGAGACGAGGCCAUCAGGAAAGCUCUCAGUCCGGGUGCGCUAGCUUCCUUGGAGCAUGUGCAUGAAACCACGCAGUGGUACAGCGCUCUGCUUCAGCAGGGCGAGGCGCCCCCGGCUCUUCCAGGCACCAAAGUCGCGGUUCUGCGAGCCCCGGUGGCUUGGAAGUCGGCAAAGGCAAAUGAGACGACUGCAGAGAGGAUUGUGCGUGAGUUCCAAGCUCUCACCUUCCAAGAUGACAAGGAGGUUGCGAGCCAGCUUUCUUCCCUUUCUCAGGCUCCUGACGUACUCAAGGUGCCGGGCACGCACUUUAGCAUGCUCCACGAGCCGAACGUGAUUAAAGUGGCGUUCAAGGUCAUUUCAGCUUUGAACAGCAUGGAGGAGGAAGAUGAGGAGUAG